Molecule: messenger RNA, 2265 nt
Organism: Cajanus cajan (pigeon pea)
Lineage: Eukaryota; Viridiplantae; Streptophyta; Magnoliopsida; Fabales; Fabaceae
Product: protein REVEILLE 1
Molecular function (GO): DNA binding
Source: RefSeq, a predicted model, not a curated record
ACCCCAUUCUUCUUCUUCUCCUUGUUCUAUAACCUCGACUCAAAAGCCUUCAACUUUUUUUUUUUUUCUCUCUCUCUCUCUCUCUCUCUCUACAACUUGAGAUUUGGAAACGCUUAUGGGGUGAUCAUCGUGGCAAGAGCUUGCAAAUUCAUGCAGUGGAUCAGUUUGAAUGAUCACGGGAUCUCAAAAGCGUUUCUUUGAAGUCUGAGCUCAAAGAGUAGUGUUGGAAAAAGACAAGAGACGAGACAGUGUUUCUGUACAGAAUUUAAUAGUAGCGGGAGAAGGGCAAGUGUGGAGUUUUGUGAUUUGGUUGUUUUUGUUAUGUACUGUUGAGGAAGUUGUGUACAAAGAAAGAUAAGUUUUACUGUGUUGGUGUUCUUUGAGACAACCUCGGAGGAGAAGAUAUUGGUAUUCACCACAUGGCGAUACAAGGCCAAAAUGCAUUUACUAGAUCACGGGGUGGUCUUCCAGUUGGAGAUGGAAUAUCUUUGAAUUCUGGUGUGCAUUCUGUUGCUGAUAUUUCACUACAUGAUCAAUUUUCUUGUGGAAAUGACUAUGCCUUGAAGGUAAGAAAACCAUAUACUAUCACAAAGCAGAGAGAGAGGUGGACAGAUGAAGAACAUAAGAAGUUCCUUGAAGCCUUAAAGCUAUAUGGCCGGGCCUGGCGACGGAUUGAAGAACAUGUUGGCACAAAGACUGCUGUUCAGAUUCGAAGUCAUGCUCAGAAGUUUUUUUCUAAGGUUGUUCGAGAGUCUAGUGGGAACAGCACAGCCUUGGAGGAAUCAAUUGAAAUUCCACCUCCACGACCUAAGCGGAAGCCAAUUCAUCCUUAUCCUCGUAAACUAGUUGAGAUUCCAAAGAAAGAAAUUUCCAACUCCGAACACCCUCUGAGGUCUAAUUCUCUCAAGUCAUCAGAUUUUGGUCAAGAAAACAAUUCUCCCAAGUCAGUGUUAUCUGCAAUUGUUUCAGAAACCCUUGGUUCCUCUGAUUCAGAUACCCCUACUAGAAGUUUGUCACCAGUCUCAUCCACUAGUGGUGACCCCUUAAACAAUUUUCCACUGGCUGACCCCAAAACAUCAUUUGAGGAAGAAGGGUCUCCACCAAGUUCAGCUCAUGAUGACCAACCUCUUGUGAAAUUGGAGCUUUUUCACAAAGAACGCGAUUCUACCAAAGACGAUGCAGCAGAAGAAUCAUCUGGUCGUACUCUCAAACUUUUUGGGACCACUCUUUUGGUAACAGAUCCAUGUAAACCUUCUUCUCUAACACCGGAGCCAUGCAAACCAAUACCUACGGCUGCAAUGUAUCUUGUGCAACUUCAGAAUGGAUGUUCAAAUAUUGCACAAGGUCCUGCAAGUAUUGUUCCUCCUAGGUGGACUCUUCCCCACAAUGCACCAUUCAUGUCACUGCACAAGGAGCCAAAAGGGAAGCAUCUAUAUUCCAAUCUUGGAGAGUAUGAACUUAAAGAAGUUCAAAAGGAAGGGUCUUGGACUGAUUCCAACACUAGUAGUUCAUUUAAUGACGGAGACAACAAUGAAAAAUCAGAUGAUCAAGCUAAAAGUGUUGUGCAUUGCUUUAGCAAAAGGGAUGGACAAUUGGACCUUCUUGGUCACACUCCACUUAGUGUAACAUCAUCUAUAUCUGAGCUAAGGGUGAGACCUAAAACCUAUGGAAAAGGGUUUGUGCCAUACAAAAGGUGCAUGGCAGAGAGAGAAAAGCCGUACUCCCUAAUAAGUGAUGAGGAGAGGGAAGAGAAACGUAUCAAGCUUUCCUUGUAGUACCCUCUAAUUGGCUUUUCUUCAAAGCAGUUUCCCUUUCACAGGUAUAAUGUAACUGUUUCUGUUGCUGGAUGAUCUCGUAUGAGAUUGAGAAGAAAGAAACGGGAGCUGAAAUUUUUGAUAUUUCUACUGCAUUGUUAAUCCUCCACAAGCUUGUAUUUGCCUAUAUCAACUUCAAGACUUGGGGAGUACUAUACUAUCCAGUGAAUUAUCCCACUUUUUCUUUAUUUUUUUAUAUUUCUUCAAGCCAGUUAGUAGGCCUUUUGUAUUUCUUCAAUUUUUUUCCUCCCACCUUCCACUCUCAACCAUCCAGUGUCCCCUUUUUAAUGCUAAUUGUCUUUCAAGUGUAAGUUGCAUAUAUGUAUCAGUUACUAGUGUAAUUGUUCAUAUUUAUCAUAUUUAAUGGGGGUAAAUUAUACAUGCAAGUUGCAUCACCUGAAGCUGAAUAAAAAUGUACUUAAUGCUCAUUCCAUUUAUGACAUUAUUUUGA